ACCUAAGGCUGAAUAUGAACCACAGCAGUGACAGCACACACACACACACACACACACACACACAGUCUGAGAGGAAGGAGCAGCACGACUGAGCUGAGCUGAGCCGAGCCGAGCCGAACAGGGAUGGACACACGCACAACACCGCACAGGGGUUUUCUCCUUCACUUCCACUUGUUCCUGUUCGUCGGUUUAGUCGACUCCUCCCCCCUCCUGUCAAUCACCUCCAAAGUGGGUCUCCAGGCCAAACUUCCCUGCAGUUGGAAGUCGCGUCUGGACGAGGCUCCGCCCGUCUGCCACGUCCAGUGGAGGUCCACGGCCGACACCGUGUUCGAGCAGCAGGGGGCGCUGCGGUGGGAGGCGGCCGAGCUGGCGGGCCGGGCAGAGGUUCCCGAGGGCCCCCUGGGGUCCGGGGACUGUUCGCUGAUCAUCAAAGAUGUCCAGAUCGCAGACGCCGGGCGUUACGAGAGCUACAUGGUGGUGGACGGAGCGCAGUCCAGGAAAACCCGGGUGUUCAUCCAGAGCGUCAAACUGUUGGUGUACGAUCAUAAGUUGUUUGCGUCCAAACAUCCUGGUGAGGAUCUGGUUCUGAACCUCCACACGCCACAUUCCAUGAGGGUCGUCUACCAGGGCAGGAACAGCUCUGAUUGGUCGACUCUGUGGAUCCGAGGCGACGCCGCCGACCAGCGUCUGCAGAAACAUCCACUGAAGGAGGAGCUGACGGUGAAAGGCCUGAAGCGAGGAGACGAAGGGACGUACAAAGUCCUGGACGAGAACGGGUUGGCCAUCAGCGCCGUGGAACUGUCAGUGGAAGAUCGAUCCACGGCUCUGAAAUUCACCCAGUCUGUGGAAAAUGAAAACCUAACAGGAGACGCUGGCCGAAGCUGCGGCUGCUCUGUCCUCGUCCUGUUGUCGUUCGUCGUCUCCAUUUUCCAGAUUCUUCAUCUGCUGUGAAACUGUGACGUUAAGUUCUGUGACUGAUGACCAAUGUGUGUGUGUGUGAGUUUGAGUUCAACGCAGGACACUUUAAACCAGUUCAGUUUACAUGCACGGGUCUAUUUCAGGAGUCGGAUCACUAGAGAGGUGGAGGGAUUUCUGUGCAAAAGGGUUGAAAAUGCGACGUCUGGUUUUUAAAAGACAUAGAUGUUUGGAGUUCUUAUCAGUAAAAUCAUCUGCAAAUUGAACUGAACCACAAAGACCCAGUGUUCGUGUUAUUCUGAGAGUGACUUUAAGGACAAGCUGAUCAAAAACAGAGAAAACCGAAGAAAGUGAAACUUACAGAAAACGUCAUAUUUUCUUACAGAUUUACAAACUAGACAAUAAUAGAUACUGAUGAAUAAUGCAGUUCAGCAGCGUUCCUAAUAUUACAAAAUAAAAAUAAUAAAAGGAUCCUGAAAUCCACACCUGUCUAGUCACAUAAAUGUAGAGAAAGUUGAUAUUGAUUGGAUUUCCUUAGAGCCUCUGAAAAUAACAUGAAGAAAGAAUUUUCAAAAUUUUAGCAUUUGAGACUAAAAACACUUGUCUACGGAAGAGGAUGAGGGCCACUGGAAAAAAAACAAAAAACAUUAAGGUCCAAAAUAUUUUUAUUAUUAUUAUUAUGAGAAAAAAAAGUCAGAAUUCUGAGGAAAAAGUCAGAAUUCGGAGUUUAAAGUCAGCAUUCUGAGAAACAAAAGUUGGAAUUCAAAGUUUAAGGCCAGAAUUCCGAGGAAAAAAAGCUGGAAUUCUCAGUUUAAAGUCAGAAUUCUGAGAAACAAAAGUCGGAAUUCUGAGGUAAAAAAAGUUGGAACUCUGAGGAAAAGUCAGAAUUCUGAGUUUAAAGUCAGAAUUCUAAUAAUAAUAAUAAUAAUGAAAUAUAUAUAUAUAUAUAUAUAUAUAUAUAU
Molecule: messenger RNA, 1877 nt
Organism: Sphaeramia orbicularis (orbiculate cardinalfish)
Lineage: Eukaryota; Metazoa; Chordata; Actinopteri; Kurtiformes; Apogonidae
Gene: igldcp
Product: Ig-like domain-containing protein
Exons: 7
Coding region: 124-951 (275 amino acids)
Source: RefSeq, a predicted model, not a curated record